This is a messenger RNA of Ectocarpus siliculosus, 270 nucleotides long. The record is from the annotation of a GenBank genome assembly. NCBI's taxonomy places the organism in Eukaryota, Phaeophyceae, Ectocarpales, Ectocarpaceae.
AUGGACACGAGGGGGUUACGGCUCAGGGUUUCGGGGGACACCAAGGUGUUCGAGGUGGACCAAGCGCUCGUGCUUCGCGUCAAGAGCGCCCUUCUCACGCAAGCGGCGGCGGCCGACGAAGUAGCAGCGGCGGUGGCGGGGUUUCGAGAGAGGAGGGACCGCGGUGUCGGCCAGGGGCGCGUUGUCCCUGUGGAGGCCGACCUGCGCGUGGAAGGGUGGCAGGGGGAGCUGUUCGAGGCGGGCUUCGACCCCAGCCUGCCGAGCGCGUAG